This is a messenger RNA of Lacerta agilis (Sand lizard), 2278 nucleotides long. Its product is annotated as disintegrin and metalloproteinase domain-containing protein 2-like. Gene Ontology annotation, biological process: cell adhesion; proteolysis; binding of sperm to zona pellucida. The record is from RefSeq and is a predicted model, not a curated record. Gene Ontology annotation, molecular function: metalloendopeptidase activity. Lineage: Eukaryota; Metazoa; Chordata; Lepidosauria; Squamata; Lacertidae. The transcript has 19 exons. The coding region runs from base 59 to 2263 and encodes 734 amino acids. Gene Ontology annotation, cellular component: plasma membrane.
CGAGUUCCUCGGCGCCCGUUACUGGUCGCCGGCGGCUGCGGGUCGAGCGAGGGGCGCGAUGGCGCUGCUUGGCCUGCUGCUGGCGCUGCGCGGCGUGUGCCUGGUUUCUGCGCUGGGGUCUCAGCGAACAUUCCUCCAAGUGACUGUUCCUCAGAGGAUCCCAUCUUACAUCACUGGAAAUACGGAAAGGAUGACCUUUGAUAUUGAUAUCAAUGGAAAGCCAUAUAUCAUUCAUCUGAAGCAACAAUCCUUUUUAACCAAUGAUUUCAGAGUUUAUACGUAUAGCCAUGGAGGGUCAGCAGUGUCUUUUGUUCCUCCCAUUCAGCGCAAUUGCUACUAUCAAGGCUACAUUGAAGGCUAUACUGAUUCCCUUGUGAUGCUCAGCACCUGCCUUGGGCUUAGUGGGCUGUUGCAGUUUGAGAACAGCAGCUACGGAAUUGAGCCAGUUGAAUCUGCUUCUGGAUUUCAGCAUCUUGUUUAUCAGAUUGAAUAUGAAGAUGCAGAGCGUCCACUUUCUGAACAGAAUUAUUCCAUUAGAUGGAGUUCAGGAAUAACGCCAAGGGUAGAAUCAGGAAUACCAGUUAACUUCAGCACUACGAGAUAUGUGGAAAUGCACAUAGUUGUGGCCAAGGGAUUGUAUGACUAUAUGGGCUCAGAUGAAGAUGUUGUGAUGAAGAAAAUCACUCAGCUCAUCAGCUUUAUCAACACGAUGUUUUACAAACUCAACAUGAAGAUUAUACUGUCCUCUAUGGAGUUUUGGAAAGACAAGGAUAAGAUCUCCACCACAGGGACCGCCAAUGAGUUACUGGAAAAGUUUGUGGACUGGAAACUGGUCCACCUUGCUCUACGACCCCACGAUGUGGCAUUCUUGUUUGUCUACAGGAACAGGGGUGAUUCUGUGGGGUCAACAUUUGCAAGAAAGAUGUGCCACAGACCUUCUUCUGCAGCAAUUGCCGUGUAUGAAAAUGGGAUCAUGCUGGAGACCUUCUCUGUGAUCGUGGCACAGCUGCUGGGAUUCAGCCUAGGACUGUUCUUCGACAACUCAAGACAAUGUCACUGCCCAGGCACUUGCUUAAUGAGUACUGAUGCUGUGCAGGCCAGCGGAAUCAAGUCCUUCAGCAGCUGCAGUAUAAAAGAUUUCCGAAAUUUUCUGGAGUCUGGAGCAUCGCAGUGCCUCUUGAACAAGCCACGCAUGGAUCUCAUGUACAGAGCCCCCUACUGCGGAAACAAAGUGGUGGAAGACGGGGAGCAAUGUGACUGUGGCACAGCAAAGGAAUGUGAAAGUAAUCCAUGCUGCGAGCCAAAUUGUCUGUUGAGAAGAGGGAAAGCCUGCGCCCAUGGUGAUUGUUGCUGGUCGAGGUAUUGCAGGUUGAAAGCAAAAGGCACAUUAUGCAGAGGCACUAAAGAUGAAUACUGUGAUCUGAAGGAGUACUGCAAUGGUACCUCUGCUGAGUGCACAGAGAAUUUUUAUGUCCAGGAUGGACAGAAUUGUGAGGGGGAGACAGGGAUUUGCAUGGAAGGAACAUGCCAAAGUGCGGAUUUGUGGUGCCGCAAAGUAUUUGGAAAAGAUUCAAAAAGUGGAUCUUCUCAGUGUUAUGAGGAAAUCAACAGUCAAAGGGACAGGAUGGGACAUUGUGGUUCCUCUGCCAAAGGAUAUGAGAACUGUCAGUGGCAGGACCUCAAGUGUGGCAAGCUGGUGUGUGAAUAUCCAGGUAAAAAGCCUUAUGCCAUCGAAAAUGCAGCAAUAAUUUACGCAAAGGUGCAGAAUCGCUUGUGUGUCACUUUGGACUACAUGAAAGGGCCGGGAGUGAAGGACCCAUUCUUGGUUCGUGAUGGCUCCAUCUGCGGGGAUAAUAAGGUUUGCAUGACCCAGAAGUGUGUGGAUAGGUCUGUAUUAAAAACAACUUGUGAUCCAGUGAAAAAGUGCAACAGGAAAGGAGUAUGCAACAAUAAAGGAAAUUGCCACUGCAAUAUGGGAUGGGCCCCCCCUGACUGCACGAUGGAAGAUAGAGGAGGCUUGGGUGGAAGCAUUGACAGCACAUUCCGAAGUGCUGCAGCUGUAGAUGAAACUCUCAACGUUGGUACAGCUACAAGAAACUGGCUCCUGAUUAGCUUCUUCCUUUUCCUGCCUGUCCUGAUUGGCUCCGUCAUCUUGAUCAUAAAAUUGAGGGACUUUUUCUCAAAUGUGAAAGGGGAGGAGGAAGAGGAGGAAGAUGCAGAAGAGGAAGAAGAGGAGGGGAAAGGUUAUGAUAUGGAAAGGUAACUUGGCUUUGUUUGC